UACGGUGCUCAAAGUGUGCUGGGAUCUAGUUCAGACACCAGUCUCGAGUUCCCAUUCGUCUCUCCUGCUCCCUCUGCCACUCCUCUGUGAUCUGUCUCCUGUUCUCUCACUCUUGCUUCAGCCUGUCCUUUUUCUUUUUUCCUUUCUCACCCCUGCACAUUAGUUAGAAGCAUUUAUCCUUUGCCGCUUUUCUCUCUUUGCAAUGUCUUCUUUUUGCAUUGCUUAACAGUCGCUUACCCUCAAGAUGGAUAUUGGAGGACUGACCACCGUGGUAGCAAAUUCUGCUUACAUCAAUGCUCGUGGAAGCAUCGAUGGCUCUAAUCCAGCAGCAGCUCGGGAUAAGAAGUACCAUGCUCGCCUCAAACUGCCCCACAUCACUGUGUGUGAGGGCCUGAGGGACACCUUAGAUUUAGCCUUUGACUCAGUCUGUGUCGAACAGCCGAUUGGCAAACGCGUCUUUAGGGAAUUCUUGGAUGCAAACCAAGAGUAUCAUGGGGCUUGUCGUUUGUGGAAAGACAUCGAGGACUAUGACCUGGCGGAAGACUCUGAAAGGGGCAAGAAAGCGUCAAAGAUAGUUCAGCGGUAUAUGGACCCCUCUGCCAAACACUACUGCCCGUUCCUCAGUGAGGACAUCAUAACGAAGGUCAAAGAAUGUCUUGAGGCUGUAGGUGAUGAUUUGUUUUCUGCAGCACUGGCCAAAACUUUGGACUAUCUGCGUGAGGCCCCCUACACUUUCUUCCUGGAGAGCAUGUACCUGAAGAGGUUCUUGCAGUGGAAAUGGCUGGAGAUGCAGCCCAUGGAUGAAGACUGGUUCCUAGAUUUCCGUGUGCUGGGGAAAGGUGGGUUUGGGGAGGUGUCUGCCUGUCAAAUGAAAGCCACUGGAAAACUGUACGCCUGUAAGAAACUCAACAAGAAGAGGCUGAAGAAGAGGAAAGGCUAUGAGGGGGCGAUGGUGGAGAAGCGUAUUCUUGAGAAGGUUCACAGUCGCUUCAUUGUGUCACUGGCGUACGCCUUUCAGACAAAGGAAGAGCUUUGUCUGGUCAUGACCAUCAUGAAUGGAGGAGAUCUCAAGUACCAUAUUUACCUGGUGGAUGAAAAUAACCCAGGGUUUGAUGAGCCUCGAGCCUGUUUUUACAUCGCUCAGAUCAUCCAGGGCCUGGAACACCUCCAUCAAAAAAGGAUCAUCUAUCGAGAUCUCAAACCAGAAAAUGUGCUGCUUGAUAAUGACGGGAAUGUACGUAUAUCUGACUUGGGUCUUGCUGUGGAACUAAAAGAAGGCAAAACAAUGACAAAAGGCUACGCUGGGACUCCAGGUUACAUGGCACCAGAGAUGCUAAAGGGAGAUAAGUAUGACACCUCGGUUGACUACUUCACUCUUGGAGUGACUUUAUAUGAGUUCAUGGCUGCUAAGAAUCCAUUUAGAAACAGAGGAGAGAAGGUGGAACGUGAGGAGAUGAAAGAGCGUAUGCUGACUCGGGUGGUGACCUACCCAGACAGUUUCAGUGAGCACGCAAAGUCACUGUGUGAUGGGCUGCUAGCCAAGGAAGUCGGUCAGAGGAUGGGUUUUAAGAAUGAAUGCUGUGAUGAAAUCAGAGCACAUCCGUUUUUCAGUGGCAUUAACUGGAGGAAGCUCAACGCAGGAAUUCUACCUCCUCCUUUUGUCCCUGACCCCAAAGUGGUGUAUGCUAAAAGUCUGGAUGAUGUCGGGGCAUUCUCCUCAGUGAAGGGGGUGAUCUUGGAGGAUCCCGAUAAGACCUUUUUUGAUGAGUUUGCCACGGGCAACAUCUCCAUUCCUUGGCAAGAGGAGAUGAUCGAUAUGGGAAUUUACGGAGAGCUCAACCUUUGGGGCCCUGAAGGCACCAUCCCCAACGAUCUCCGCAGGGAGUCCAUACUAGAGCAGCCAAAGUCAUCGACCUGCUGCUUAUCUUAGAGUCACUGAAACACGUGAACUGUAAAGCGCCCUGACUUUCUUUUCUUUAGAGCAUGCAGCAUGGGGACUCAAACACUCAGGACAGACACGAGUCUCUUCUGAACUUUCUGCUCACACACCGAUACAGUUUGCAAAUUUUAUUAUGUCGGCAUGGGAAGAGCAAGAACAGAGUGGAGGCGGACUUCCAGCCUGAAACAGACUUAAGCAUAGAUUUAAGUGUUGAAAAAUUCCAAUUUUUAACAGCAUAUCCUCUAUUGUCCCUUCAGUUUUUCCCUCACUGUCCCGCAUCUUCUCGUUCAGCAUCACUCUCUUCUCUUUAUGCAUGCAUGUGGUGAAUUAUUGUAAAGCUUUUAGAUGGAAAAUGUAUUUUAAAAACCCCAUUUUCGAGCAGGGGUUUAGUGACGUGGUAUCUUUGGUGCUAAGUGACAGUCACAUGUUGACCAUGUACGAACUGCAUAUGUGCUCCUGUAGGGUGUGUCCCAUUUAAUGAAAAGUGUUCUGUUUUGUUUUUUCUUAGUGUUUAACAUAAACCAAAAGCUAACACACCAGAGAUGCAAAGUCUCACAUUUGUGGAACUCUUAAGGGGUUAUUUCAUAGGUGUUGAUGCACUCUUUUUUUUUAUGACUAUCCAACAGCAGAGCACCUUUAAUAAAUGUAUAAGUAGUCUAGAUGUUAUGAGACACAUAAAUAUAGGAUGAAUGUUUACGAUAAAUUGAUUUAUUUUUAAAAACUGUUAAUCACAAGUUGAAAUAUUUUUGAAAAAGCUGUGGCAAAUAAAAUAGCUUUAUGAAAA
Archocentrus centrarchus (flier cichlid) is the source of this 2723-nucleotide messenger RNA. RefSeq names its product rhodopsin kinase GRK1-like. The record is from RefSeq and is a predicted model, not a curated record. Gene Ontology annotation, molecular function: rhodopsin kinase activity; ATP binding. Gene Ontology annotation, cellular component: cytoplasm. Gene Ontology annotation, biological process: signal transduction; regulation of signal transduction; protein phosphorylation. The transcript is spliced from 7 exons. The coding region runs from base 245 to 1930 and encodes 561 amino acids. Lineage: Eukaryota; Metazoa; Chordata; Actinopteri; Cichliformes; Cichlidae.